AUGCCCCAUGUUCAAAGCUGCAUCGACAUCACAGACUAUCCUGAGAACCAAACCAUGGCGGUUGUGGAAGCAAACUCCACUUUACUUCCUAACUGCAAUAUCUCUAUUUGCAGUGAACCAAGCCCCGUGAAUGACGUUCGUGUAGGGAACCAGACCAACAGUUCCGUAAUUCUUCUCUGGCAAACUCCAGCCGACUGCUGCCUCAUGGCCUCUGCAAUGUACCCCAGCGAUGGCUAUAGGAAUUUUACAGCCGACAUCUCAGACCUAUUACCCGGGCAAGCUUACACUAUGACCGUGUACAGAACACUGGAAGGAUGUUGUAGCAAUGGGACAACCAUCAACGUGACCACCCUUCCAAACAGCCCCAGGAAUAUCUGUAUAACAAAAACCAGCACCAACAGUGUCUCCAUUUCCUGGGAUCCUCCUGAUGACCGAAAUGCACCCAGCUAUUUGUACAGAGUGAGCUGGUUUCUUGGAAAAGAAGGGCCAUUGGAGAACAGAACUAUUAAUGGCAUGAACUGCACCAUUGAUGGACUCCAACCAGGUUGCUUAUAUUUAGUGACGGUGGCCUCAGAUAUCAGCGGGGUUAAUAGUGCAGAAGAGACAAAGUGGAUUCUGACAGCCCCAUUGACCCCAGUGAAUUUCAGGCUCCAAAACAUCAACCAGACAGUGGCCGAGUUCACUUGGAAGCCCCCAAACUCUACUGUCAGUGGCUAUAAGCUCCAGUGGAAGAAUUCAACAGAAUCCACAGAAAAUGAAAUGUGUCUCAAAAAUAAUUCAACUGAAGCUGUUCUGACCUGGCUUACUCCAAGCACCAACUACACCUUUACACUGCUCAGCCUGGUGAAACGGAAGGAUUUGGUGACCCACAGCAGCAGCAUUCAACUCAUGGGGGCCACAAAACCAGAACGAAUAAAUGAUGUGCGGUGCCGGGCUUUGCCUGGGGGCUCUGAGCUGAAGCUGUCCUGGACAUGCCCCUCUCGUGAGGUCAGUAAAUUCCAGGUCCUUGUCUCAGGCCAAAUUUGGGAAACGUGGCUGACGCAGUGCAAAGACUCAAUAGUGAUUCACCACCUGCAACCCGCCAGGAGUUAUGGGAUUCAAGUGGAAACUUUCUGGUACAGCCAAAGCGCUAUAUCUGAGUCUGUGAAGUGUUUCACCGACAAUACAGGGGUCAUCGUGGGGCCCUUGGUGGCCGUGCUGCUCUUCUUGAUAAUCCUAGGCUUGCUGGUAUUCUAUUUCAAGAGAUGGAGAAGGAAGCCAAAUAGCACCUCUGAGAAGCAGAAGUCAGACGUGGAUGCACCAGGGGUCCUUACCUCUGUGUCUGUGUCAGCAUUUCCCUGCUACUGCAGCGAGCGUUUUUCCAGCAGCGCCUUGGGUUUUGCCAAAGAAUACCAGCAGCUGCAGGACGUGGGAAUAGGGCAGACCCAAGCUGUGGCAGAGCAGCCGGAAAAUCAAGCAAAGAAUCGCUACAGCAAUGUCCUGCCUUAUGACCAUUCACGGGUCCAGCUCACACUCAAACCUGGGGACCCGAAUUCAGAUUACAUCAAUGCGAGCUAUAUGCCUGGCUUCCAAGGGGAAAAAGAAUUCAUCGCAGCCCAGGGUCCAUUGUGUGGGACACUCCAUGACUUCUGGCGCAUGAUAUGGGAGCAACGGAUCACCACCUUGGUUAUGCUGACCAAAUGUGUAGAGAAUGGACGGGUGAAGUGCGAACGCUAUUGGCCCCUGGACUACACUCCCUGUACCUAUGAUGACAUCACUGUCUCCGUUGUCAGAGAAACCAUUCUUCCCAACUGGACCAUCCGGGAUUUCAAUAUCAAGCGGCUGAACGAAUCUGAGGUCCGCCUCGCCAGGCAUCACCACUACACAUCAUGGCCAGAUCAUGGGGUACCUCCUGUCACAAACACAGUCCUUCACUUCCGAGACCUCGUGAGGGAGCACAUAGAGCAACACGAGGAGAGUGGGCCUGCUCUGAUUCAUUGCAGUGCUGGUGUGGGUCGGACUGGAACCUUCAUUGCCCUGGAUUCCCUGUUGCGCCAAGCCCAGGACAAGGGAGAGAUUGGGGUCUUCUCAUUUGUCCAAAGGCUGAGGAUGAACCGUCCGCUCAUGAUUCAGACUGAGUCCCAGUACAUCUUUUUGCAUCAAUGCCUCCUUGAUGGAAUGGAAGCCACCAGGCAGCAUGACAGUGAGAAGGUGGAAUGCAGUGCUGUGUAUGAAAACACAUUGGCCCUUCAAGAGUAUGAAGUGUCCCGUGUGUGAGGGUUUCAGUCCUCACCCUGGCAAAAUCUGAGGAAGUCCACCGUCCAAGUGCUGUAAAACUAUAACUCUCUGACUUUGAGGUGCCCGUAUCAGCGGGAGUGGAGAAUUUUAAGAGAACACCUGAGCAUUCCCACGA
Pogona vitticeps (central bearded dragon) is the source of this 2392-nucleotide messenger RNA. The record is from RefSeq and is a predicted model, not a curated record. Lineage: Eukaryota; Metazoa; Chordata; Lepidosauria; Squamata; Agamidae.